Messenger RNA from Chenopodium quinoa (quinoa), 1110 nucleotides. RefSeq lists its product as uncharacterized. The coding region runs from base 1 to 1110 and encodes 369 amino acids. Lineage: Eukaryota; Viridiplantae; Streptophyta; Magnoliopsida; Caryophyllales; Amaranthaceae. The record is from RefSeq and is a predicted model, not a curated record. The transcript is spliced from 2 exons.
AUGGAGAACUUCAUUACCACAGCAAACAAUUCCAUCCAACAAUUACAAGCUCAGAACAAGCUCAUGGAAAAUCAAAUAAGUCAACUUGCUCAUGAAGUUGGCCAAUCUUCAAAGACUCCGGGUACCUUUCCAGGUCAAACAGAGCAACCACAAAAGGGGCAUAUGAAUGUCGUAACUUUGAGGAGUGGAAAGCAAUUAGAAGAUCCUCCCUCAAAGGAGGUUGUUGAAGAGAUAGUCACAAAUAAGAAGGCGGUUGAUAGUAGUGUGAUUGAGGAAGAGCCAAAGGCAUCGAUUCCACCACCACUUGUUUCAUAUGUGCCGCAAGCUCCUUUCUCGCAAAGGUUGGCUCAAGAUAAGUUAGAGAAAACGUAUGGAAAAUUUCUUGAUAUUCAGAAAAAGCUUCACAUCAACAUUCCAUUCUUAGAUGCAAUAUCCGAGAUGCCAUCUUAUGCAAAAUUUUUAAAGGAUAUGCUCUCUAACAAGAAGAAGCUAGAGGAGAAUGCUACAGUUGCGUUAACUGUAGAGUGUAGUGCGAUUUUGCAAAACAUACUUCCUAAGAAACUAGGCGAUCCGAGUAGCUACUCAAUUCCGGUGAAACUUGGAGACAUAGAGAUCAACAGGGCACUAUGUGAUCUUGGUGCAAGUCUAAAGCCUACACGCAUAUCUCUACAACUUGUGGAUAGGUCGGUUAAGUUUCCUUUGGGUGUACUUGAAAAUGUUCCUCUUCGCGUGGGAAAAUUAUUUAUCCCAUGCGACUUUGUUGUGAUGGAGAUGGAGGAGGAUGCACAUGUUCCUAUUAUUCUUGGUAGACCAUUCUUAGCCACUGCAGGUGCAAUCAUUGAUAUGAAGAAUGGUAAAAUCACUUUUGAGGUAAGCGACGAGAAAAUGGAGUAUUCACUCUUGACUGCUAUUAGAACUCCUUCCAUGCGAGAGACUAUUUGUCAAGUGGAUUUCCUUGAUGAUUUACAACGUGAGCAACUUCCAUUGAUUAAAACGGAUGAUGCACUUGAAAUGGUGUUAAUGGGAGUGCCAAUGAUGAAGAUUGGGAGACAAGGGAGUACACACGGCUACUUGAGGAAGCAAAAGCCAAUCCAAUCACCGCUCCAAUGA